Molecule: messenger RNA, 5736 nt
Organism: Lampris incognitus (smalleye Pacific opah)
Lineage: Eukaryota; Metazoa; Chordata; Actinopteri; Lampriformes; Lampridae
Product: multidrug resistance-associated protein 1-like
Exons: 30
Coding region: 26-4564 (1512 amino acids)
Biological process (GO): transmembrane transport
Cellular component (GO): membrane
Molecular function (GO): ATP hydrolysis activity; ATP binding; ABC-type transporter activity
Source: RefSeq, a predicted model, not a curated record
GAGUGACAAACUAGAAGAGGGAGGAAUGGAUGAUCUCUGCAGUUUAAGUGGCCUGGACCCUCUCUGGGACUGGAACCUCACAUGGUACACCCCCCAUCCAGACCUGACCCAGUGUUUCCAGCACACGGUGCUGGUGUGGCUCCCGUGUAUCUACCUGUGGCUGUGCGCACCGCUCUACCUUCUCUACCUGUGGUUCAGGGACCGGGGAUGCAUCUCGCUGUCCGUCCUUUGUUGCACCAAGACACUCCUUGGUUUGUGCCUGGCAUCUUUUGGCCUGCUGGAGAUUUUCUACCUACUGGUGAAGAAGAAUGAGGAGAUCCAGAAGCACACGGUGUUCCUGCUGAGCCCCAUCGUACGAAGCCUCACCAUGAUCCUGGUGGUCUCUGUGAUCCAGUUGGAGAGGAUGAAGGGAUGUCGUUCUUCCGUUCUGCUUUUUCUCUUCUGGGCUCUGACGGUGGUGUGCUCCAUCAUUCCUCUGAGGGCCAACAUCCAGCAGAUCAUUACCGAGGGCUUGUGGUCGGACGCGGUGCGCUUUGUGGCCUUCUUUGUCUACUUUUCCCUCCAGCUCGCCCAGCUCAUCCUCAGCUGCAUCUCUGACCAGAGGCCAACCUCUGUCAAACGCAGCUAUGUCAAGAAUCCAUGUCCAGUGGAGGAUGCAUCGUUCCUCUCAAGGUUUUUCUUCUGGUGGUUCAGUGGCUUAGUGUUCCAGGGCUACCGUUCCCCUUUGCAGGCUGAUGACCUGUGGUCACUGAGAGAGGAGGAUUCUUCAGACAAGAUCAUCUCAAAGCUGGAAAAAGACUGGGCUCAACAGUGUGCAAAACUGCAGCAGAAGGAGCAUAGCAUGAGCGGGGCCUCCUGGAGCUCCACAGGGACCACCAGGCUGACGGAGCAGACACAACUCCUAAGGAAACUAAGACAGGAGCAGAGCUCUGGCCUCUGUCUUCUCCGCACCUUGGCACGAACCUUUGGACCUUAUUUCCUCUGUGGCACCUUCUGCCUGAUCAUCCAUGAUGCCUUCAUGUUCACCAUACCACAGGUGCUCAGCCUGCUGCUAGGCUUCAUGCAAGAGGAGAAUGAUCUCUUGUGGAAGGGCUAUCUGUACGCCUUCCUCAUGUUCCUGAUGUCCUGCCUGCAAUCUCUCUUCAGCCACCAAUACAUGUACUCGUGUUUCACUGUGGGCAUGAGAGUCAAAACCGCUGUCAUGGGCCUGGUUUACAGGAAGUCUCUAGUCAUCAACAACACGGCGCGCCGUCAGUGUACGGUGGGACAGAUUGUCAACCUGGUGUCGGCUGAUACCCAGAAGCUCAUGGACUUUGUGGUAUACUUCAAUGCUGUGUGGUUGGCACCCAUAGAGAUUGCCCUCUGUCUCUACUUUCUCUGGCAGCGUCUUGGCCCCUCCGCCUUAGCUGGCAUUGCUACUGUCAUCCUCAUUUUUCCUCUCAAUGGCUUCAUCGCCAAAAUGAGGAGUAAACUGCAGGAGGUCCAGAUGAUGUUCAUGGAUGGACGCAUCAAGCUAAUGAAUGAGAUCCUGAAUGGCAUCAAGAUCCUUAAGUUUUAUGGCUGGGAACCAGUCUUCCUAAGCCGGAUACAGGGGCUGAGAGAGAGGGAACUCCUUGCCCUAAAAAAGUCCCAGAUCCUCUACUCAGUCUCCCUCGCCUCCUUCAACUCCUCCACCUUUCUGAUAGCAUUCACCAUGUUUGGUGUUUAUGUGCUGAUUGAUGACAAGAAUGUCCUGGAUGCCCAGAAAGUCUUUGUGUCCAUGGCACUCAUAAACAUCCUGAAGACACCACUGAGUCAGCUGCCUUUUGCCAUGAGCACAACCAUGCAGGCCAUCGUCUCCCUGAAACGUCUUGGAAAGUUCCUCUGCCAGGAUGAGCUAAAGCUAGACAACGUGGAGCGAGUCCCUUACAGUCCGGAUGGAGAUGGAGUGGUGAUAGAAGGGGGUACCUUUGCAUGGUCCAGGGAGGGGCCACCAUGCCUACGGAGGAUCAAUGUGCGCGUGAAGAAGGGCUCACUGGUAGCUGUGGUCGGCCAUGUUGGCUCAGGGAAGUCCUCUCUGCUUUCUGCCAUGCUUGGGGAGACUGAGAAGAGGAGUGGCCAUGUCGCCAUCAAGGGUUCAGUGGCCUAUGUGCCCCAGCAGGCGUGGAUCCAGAAUGCGACCGUUAAAGACAACAUUGUGUUUGGUCAGGAGAAGAUGGAGAGCUGGUACCACCGAGUGGUGGAGGCUUGUGCACUGUUGCCUGACCUGGAGAUCCUGCCUGCUGGAGACAGCACUGAGAUAGGAGAGAAGGGUUUGAAUCUUUCUGGAGGCCAAAAGCAGAGGGUCAGCCUGGCCAGGGCAGUUUUUAGGAGGGCUGAUGUCUACCUACUGGAUGACCCGCUGUCUGCUGUUGACGCCCAUGUAGGGCAGCACAUCUUUGACAGGGUCAUUGGACCUAAAGGUGUCCUCAAAGACAAGACACGUGUGCUGGUGACCCAUGGGCUGAGCUACUUGCCCCAGGCAGACCUGAUCCUGGUGCUGGCGGAGGGAGCGAUCACAGAGAUGGGCUCCUACCCCGAACUGAUGGGGAAGAAGGGAGCCUUUGCCGAGUUCAUUCACGUCUUUGCCAGCGCAGAGCGGAAAGAGGGCUCCACGCACAGGGACAAAAGCACAAGGAGGUCUGUUUCUCGUCUCAGUAUGACUGACUUCUCCAUCGAUCUUUCUCAGGAGCAACUCAUCAGUUGUGACAUGAGUAGUGCCAGUGUGCAGACCAGGGAGGCCAUCACAGACACCGAGCAGGAGCAGACUGCCGAGGAGCUGGGGAAACUCACCGAGGCUGACACGGCUCUCACAGGAAGGGUGAAGUUGGAGAUGUACAGAGAGUACUUCAAGACCAUCGGCCUUGCCUUCAUCAUACCCAUCGUCUUACUCUAUGCGUUCCAGCAGUCGGCCUCUCUGUCCUAUAAUUACUGGCUGAGCCUUUGGGCUGAUGACCCAAUUGUCAAUGGCACCCAGACAGACACUGACCUCAAACUGGGUGUGUUUGGAGCGCUGGGGUUUGCUCAAGGUGUUGCCAUGUUUGGAACGACAUUGGCCAUCUCUCUUGGAGGAAUCAUCGCCUCGCGCCACCUGCACGUGGACCUGCUCAACAAUGUCCUGCACUCACCCAUGUCCUUCUUUGAGUCUACACCCAGUGGAAACCUGUUGAACCGCUUCUCCAAGGAGAUUGAUGCCAUCGACUGCAUGAUACCCGACGGUAUCAAGAUGAUGCUGGGCUAUGUCUUCAAGCUGGUGGAAGUCUGCAUCAUCGUCCUCAUGGCCACGCCGUUUGCAGGGGUGGCACUCCUUCCUCUCACCCUUCUUUACGCCUUCAUACAGAGUUUCUACGUGGCCACAUCAUGUCAACUCCGGAGACUGGAGGCUGUAAGCCGCUCUCCCAUCUACACCCACUUCAAUGAGACAGUACAAGGGGCCAGCGUUAUCCGAGCCUUCAGUGAGCAGCCACGUUUCAUACUGCAGGCUAAUGGACGCAUCGACCACAACCAGACUGCCUAUUUCCCACGCUUUGUAGCCACCAGAUGGCUGGCGGUGAAUCUGGAGUUCUUGGGAAACCUUCUGGUGCUGGCAGCAUCCAUCCUGUCAGUGAGGGGCCGGGACUACCUCAGCCCAGGCAUCGUGGGACUGGCAGUGUCCCACUCCCUCCAGGUGACAGGAAUCUUGAGUUGGAUCGUUCGUGCUUGGACCGAUGUGGAGAACAACAUCGUGUCUGUGGAAAGAGUGAAAGAGUACGCUAGCACGCCGAAGGAGGCUCCAUGGACUGUGAGUGGCAGUUCCCUGCCUACAGAUUGGCCCACAACAGGGAUGAUAGAGAUUGAGGACUAUGGACUCCAGUAUCGUAAGGGUCUGGACUGGGCCCUAAAAGGCAUAUCCCUCAGCAUUCAGGAGAAGGAGAAGGUUGGCAUUGUUGGGAGGACAGGAGCUGGGAAGUCUUCUCUGGCUUUGGGAAUUUUCCGUAUCCUGGAGGCAAUGAAGGGGAAGAUCUUUAUCGAUGGGAUAAACAUUGCUCAGAUGGGCCUCCAUGAACUCCGCUCCAGGAUCACCAUCAUACCACAGGACCCAGUGUUGUUUUCAGGCUCCCUGAGGAUGAACUUGGACCCAUUUGACAGCUACUCUGAUGAGGAGGUGUGGAAAGCUCUGGAACUGGCCCAUCUCAAGAACUUUGUGUCAGGUCUGCCAGACAAGCUCAACCACGAGUGUUCAGAAGGAGGCGAAAACCUCAGUCUGGGUCAGCGUCAGCUGGUUUGCCUGGCCAGAGCUCUCCUGAGGAAGACCAAGAUUCUCGUUCUAGACGAGGCCACAGCAGCUGUUGAUGUGGAGACAGACAACCUGAUCCAGUCCACCAUCCGCACCCAGUUUGAGGACUGUACUGUCCUAACCAUUGCCCAUCGCCUCAACACCAUCAUGGACUACACCAGGGUCAUUGUUAUGGACAGAGGUUCCAUUACAGAAAUGGACUCACCCUCCAACCUCAUCUCCCAGCACGGUCAGUUCUAUCGAAUGUGCCGGGAGGCUGGCCUGGUUUAAGACUCAACUUCUAUGCAAGAAACUGGGUGAAUCUGGCUGAUCUCUCACAGAGCCCACCUCUGGAUUACUCAGGUGGACCGCAUGCCCUCAACAAAAAGUACUUCAAGCGUGUUAAAUACUUUGAGACAGUGCGUCCAAUUCAUGGUCUGGGCACAUGGCGCUAUUUAACUGGGACCAUGAGACUAUGGUUCGGUCUGAGACCAGGACAAAUGAGACAAACCAUGCUUUCUAAGACCAAUGUGAGAGCGGUGUACUUUUCAAGGCCUAAAACUACACCAGAGAGGAACAGAAACUUCAUCCUGUGCUUGAAAACAACGGAGUGUUUAAUCAGCGAAAGACAUUAUAAAACGAUCAAACACUUAUUUCGGAUGCCAUCUCUGUGUUAAUGGUGCUUAAAGAAGUAAGGCUUUGGGGCGGCAUACACAUUAUCAUCUUAAUUUUCGUCACUAUUGUCUUCCUCAUUUUAUGGAUGAGAAUAGAGGGGGAAAUUAUUUUGUGAGGUUUACUGUCUUUUUUUGUUUGGAGUAAGAUUAUUAUUACACACUUGUGCACACAGACAUUUUUCCCCCUUUUCUCCCCAAUUGUACUUGGUCAAUUACCCCACUCUUCCGAGCCAUCCCGGUCGCUGCUCCACCCCCUCUGCCGAUCCGGGGAGGGCUGCAGACUACCACAUGUCUCCUCCAAAUACAUGUGGCGUCACCAGCCACUUCUUUUCACCUGACGGUGAGGAGUUUCACCAGGGGGGAUGUAGUGCGUGGGAGGAUCACGCUAUUCCCCCCAGUCCCCCUCCCCCCCGAACAGGUGCCCCGACCAACCAGAGGAGGUGCUAGUGCAGCGACCAGGACACAUACCCACAUCCGGCUUCCCACCCACAUACACGGCCAAUUGUGUCUGUAGGGACCCCCGACCAAGCCGGAGGUAGCACGGGGAUUCAAACCGGUGAUCUCCAUGUUGGUAGGCAACGGAAUAGACCACUGCGCUACCCGGAUGCCCCUUGCACACAGAUGUUUUAGUCAUCAGCUCAUCUCAUUGUAAUCCAGUCUACACCUCCAGAGUUACAAGGAAAAGAUAUAAUCUGCUGUCAAAAGCUCUGGCAAAUCAUCUUAUUUUGUGUUUUAGGCUAACAAACAAUACGAUAAUCACAUGGCUAAGAUUGUAUGUAAUAAACUGCU